AUGAGUAUUUCCGAGCCUGGGGGAAGCGCCGGGGUGGGAUACGUGGGCACAGGGAGCUGGAAGUCCCUGCGACCUGCGUGGGCCCUUCUCUCCUGCGGGCGGUUUGCCAAGCUGCACGCGCCGCUCUCUCGGCUGCUUCUUCCACCAGUGGGCUCAGGCCAUGGAAACUUCUCCCGGUGCCCAAGGCCGUGUGUGCUGUGGCGGGUGACGCUUUGCCUGGGCACUUGCUCUCAGUGGCCGUGCCACCCCUGCAGCAUCGCCGCUGUCCUGCUGAGAAACCGGGGGCUGGUGUGGACUCCUGCGUCGGGCUUGGCCGUUGUCAACCGCGUGCGUUCAGAUCUCAAGAUCGAGGCUUCCCCACAUAGCACUACUGGCUUAACUGUUGAAAAUUCGGUGCUUACUCAUACGUGGUUCUUGAAUCUCCACCCUUGCCUUCUGAUUCUGCUCUCAGAGGUCACUUUCCAACUUUCUUCCCAACCAUAUGAGGUGGCAGUGAAAGUAAUUGACAAGAAAAGAGCCAAAAAGGACACCUAUGUCACCAAGAAUCUGCGACGGGAAGGGCAGAUCCAGCAAAUGAUCCGCCACCCCAAUAUUGCUCAGCUGCUGGAUAUACUGGAAACUGAGAACAGCUACUACCUUGUCAUGGAGCUGUGCCCUGGUGGCAACUUGAUGCACAAGAUCUAUGAGAAAAAAAGGCUUGAAGAGCACGAAGCACGCAAAUAUAUCAGGCAGCUUAUUCUGGCAGUAGAGCAUCUCCAUCGAGCGGGAGUAGUUCACAGAGACUUGAAGAUAGAAAAUCUGUUGCUAGAUGAAGACAACAAUAUCAAGCUCAUUGACUUUGGCUUGAGCAACUGUGCAGGCAUCUUGGGUUAUUCUGAUCCGUUCAGCACCCAGUGUGGGAGCCCAGCAUAUGCAGCGCCUGAACUUCUGGCAAGGAAAAAGUAUGGGCCGAAAAUAGAUGUUUGGUCCAUUGGGGUAAACAUGUAUGCAAUGUUGACUGGAACGUUACCUUUUACUGUGGAACCUUUCAGCUUGAGAGCUUUAUACCAGAAAAUGGUGGACAAAGAAAUGAACCCGUUUCCCACUCAGCUCUCAACAGCGGCCGUAAACUUUCUACGAUCUCUACUCGAGCCAGAUCCAGCAAAGAGACCGAACAUCCAGCAGGCGCUUGCAAACCGCUGGCUUAAUGAGAAUUACCCUGGAAGAGCACCACCCAACGUCACGUAUCCAAACAGGAUUCACCUGGAGGACCUCAGCCAAAGCGUGCUGCUCCAUAUGACCGAGAAGCUUGGCUACAAGAACAGCGAUGUCAUCAACACGGUGCUCUCCAACCGCGCGAGCCACACACUCGCCAUCUACUUUCUGCUGAAUAAGAAGCUGGAGCGCUACUUGGCCAGCCUGAGGAAGUCUGAAGGCCAGGACAAUAUUUGCCACAAGAACCAACUGUACCAGAUAGAAAAAUACAAGGCAAAUAAAGACUCCUAUGAGGACAAAAAGCUCAAAGAACAAGAAAAGAAAGGGGAGAUCCUUCACCGUCCACCCCCAAAGAAAACUGAGAAAAGUCCAGUUUCAUAUAGACAGCCUUCUUCCUGUCUUAUCUCACAGAUACAGAACACCAAGGCUCUGCUGAGGGACCGAAAAAUCACCAAGGCCGGAGGUACGGAGAAAGAGUCUACCAGUGGGUUAAGCCCUUUCCACGAACCCGUUGCAACCAAGACGGGCUGCGUCACUUCCAGUUCCCUGGAAUAUCUUGAAAUCCAGCAACCGCUUCCGCGAACGCCUCGGCUCCUCAAGAGACAGGAUUCCCCGCAGCAAGAACCCGCGAGGAUUGGCGGCCAAGGGAAGGACUCUCCUCUGAUCCUCAAUAUUGUUCAUUCUUUCGAAUCUGUUGACAGGGAGGACCAAAUAGACCAAGUUUCCCCCUCUCAUCAGUACCGCAUUUUAGGCUCACCAAUAAAUUUUCCUUACAAAAGCUCAAGUGAAAGGACACUGUCCCCACUUUUCCAGCCAGGAAGUACAUCCCCUGCCAGAAGCCCAGUUCAUCCCACUCAGGUCUCCUUCACGUAUGACGAGAAAGCGAAUCCGGCGAGAGACGAGGCGGUGUCCCCCACUCAGCUGGUCCCCAGCAACCCCCUGGGCAGCCCCAACUGCGUGAAAAGCCGCGGCAGGUUCCCCAUGAUGGGGAUCGGACAGAUGCUGCGCAAGAGGAACCAGAGCAUGCAGUCGGCCAGCGACAAGCCGCUGGAAGCCAGGAUGCCGCAGCUGCAGCAGAUGAGCCCCACGCAGAUCUCCUUCAACGCUGCGGAGGCCGUCAACGGCCAGUGCUGA
Messenger RNA from Tinamus guttatus (white-throated tinamou), 2328 nucleotides. The record is from RefSeq and is a predicted model, not a curated record. Lineage: Eukaryota; Metazoa; Chordata; Aves; Tinamiformes; Tinamidae.